AUGCCACUGCGCGCCAACUUCGCUAUGACGGACACGGAUAUGGGCGAGGGCGCCGCGGUGCUGAUGGGCGCUUUGGACAAUGAUGCAGCAAGCGCCUACGCUGCUGCUGCGCCGGCGACGCGCUCGAAUCCCCCGGCUUACGUCCCCCGCGACACGUUUGCGCUCCCCAAGGGCGCGGACCGCCACUAUGCGCAGCAGUACGCGGACAUGUACUACGCGCGGCUGUCGGAGCUGAAGCCGGUGCUAGAGGAGCGGGCGAUGGAGGCUUGGGCGGAGUUUGAGAUAUCGGGGCAGAAGGCGAGACAGGUCGAGCGCGUGCUGGACGUAAGGCAGGGCGAGCUGUCCUGGGUCGUCGGGACCGUGUACUGCGAGAUGGCGCUGAAGCCGAACAUUCUGGACGACAUUGCGAAGGAGCACUGGAUGGCGGCGCCGCCGCGGCGCGAGAAAUACCGCUCUUCGGACGGAAAGGACGAGAUGAUGCUGGAGGACGAGUCGGGACGGCUGCGGCUCACGGGCGCGGCGCUGGACACCGACAUGCUGGUCACGGGGUGCAUCAUCGCGGCCCUCGGGAGCGAGAACGCAGACGGCGUAUUCGAGGUGAUAGCGACGCAAGUGCCGGACCUGCCCGCACAGCCCGCGCGCUGGGCGCUCACAGGCAAGCAAGGGCAAGAACAGCGCGCAGGCAACAAGAUCGCGCUGGUCAGCGGGCUGGGCAUCAGCGGCGCGGCCGGCAACACCAUGGCGCUGGACCUGCUGGCCGAGUACCUGACGGGCGAAGCACAGAGCGGCGCGGCGCAAGCCUCGGCCCAGCGCAUCUCGCGCCUCAUUAUCGCAGGCGACUCGCUCGCGCACGCCUCGCCCAUCCCCUCCCGCGAAGACGUCGCCGCUAAGAAGGGCCAAAAGCACAAGUACGGCUACGACGCCGCAGCGUACAACGCGGCGCCGACGGAGCGGCUCGACGACUUCCUGGCCGCGCUGCUGCCAACCCUGCCCGUGACGCUGCUGCCCGGCGCGCAGGACCCCGCCAGCGUCGCUGUCCCGCAGCAGCCGCUGCACGCGGCGCUGUUCCCCAAGAGCAGGGCGUGGGCGGCGCCACCGGGCGAAGCUGCUCCCGAUACGCCGCGCGAUGGCUUCCCCAUGCAUGCGGUCACGAAUCCGUGGGAGGGCGAGGUCGACGGCUGGCGCUUUCUGGGCUCGGGCGGCCAGCCCGUCGCUGAUGUCGCCAAGUACGUGGCCGAGGAGAGCAGGGCGGCCAUUAUGGAGCGCAUGCUGCGCUGGCGGAACAACGCGCCCACGGCGCCGGAUACGCUAUGGACCUACCCCUUCCAAGACAGCGACCCCCUCCUCCUCCUCGACUGCCCACACGUCUACUUCGCAGGCAACCAGCCGCACUUCGAAACCAGCCUCAUCGAGGGACCCGAAGCGCAGGCGGUGCGCCUCGUCGCGCUGCCGCGGUUCGUCGACACUGGUGAGAUUGUUCUGCUUGAUGCUGAGACGUUGGAUGUUGAGGUUGUUCGGGUGGGUGUUGGGUUGGGGGGGCGGGAGUAG
Messenger RNA from Aplosporella prunicola CBS 121167, 1548 nucleotides. RefSeq lists its product as uncharacterized. The record is from RefSeq and is a predicted model, not a curated record. Gene Ontology annotation, molecular function: DNA binding. The coding region runs from base 1 to 1548 and encodes 515 amino acids. Gene Ontology annotation, biological process: DNA replication; DNA strand elongation involved in DNA replication. NCBI's taxonomy places the organism in Eukaryota, Fungi, Ascomycota, Dothideomycetes, Botryosphaeriales, Aplosporellaceae. Gene Ontology annotation, cellular component: delta DNA polymerase complex. The transcript has 5 exons.